GCUCGCACCGGGACCGCAUCAGGCACCGAGACCGCCCCGGGACCACCUUGGGACCACCCCGGGCUCUGCUCCGAGCCCGCCCCGGGACCAGCCCGAGCCCUGCACCGAGCACCGGGACCGCCCCGGGCACCGCACCGGGACCGCACCGAGCGCCUCGAACCGCCCCGGGACCGGCCCGAGCCCCCGCAGGGUCCCGCCAUGGCUCUGGUGCUGCAGCUCCGCUCCGUCUCCGGCCUCCGCGGCAAAGGCGACCGCAUCGCCAAGGCGGCGUUCCGGGGGCUUUCCUUCUACACCCGAGUGAUGGAAAACUGCGAGGACGAGGCCAGGUUUGACGAGACUUUCCGCUGGCCGGUGGCGACCAACAUCGACGGGAAUGAGAUCCUGGAGAUCCAAGUGUUCAACUACAGCAAGGUCUUCACCAACAGGCUCAUCGGGACGUUCCGGAUGGUCCUGCAGAAGGUGGUGGCGGAAGGGCAGCUGGAGGUGACGGACACGCUCAUCGACGACAACAACUCCGCCAUCCAGACCAGCAUCUCCAUAGAGAUCCGGUACCAGGCUCUGGACGGGACCGUGGGCACCUGGAACGACAAGGAAUUCCUGGAGACGCCCAGCGUGCACUCGGAGGGGGAUGGAAGGUAUUCCUUGGAGACCGACAGCCUCCUGUCCGGCCACCGGCACGGCUCCGACGUCUCUCCCGGGAAAUCCAACCAGCAAUCCAUGGAGAGGAGCUUCAGGAGGAUGGAAGAGGACGAGCUGUACUUCCACAGCGAGGAUGAGCUCCUGGGAGAAGGGGAUUCCCUGAGCCAGGGUUCCCUGGACACCAGCCUUGGAGACGAAGCAGAAGAAGACCAGCAUUCCAGGAUUAAGUUUAACGAUGGAUACAAGGCAGUGGCAAGCGAAGACCCGGAAGAUCCCAGAGCCAAGGCCAAGGGGAGAGAGAAAAAACACCUGGUGUUGCCGUUCAGCAAGGGCAAGGAGAAGACCAAGGAGCACAAAGCUGGAAAAGGAGUUUUCUCAGCCAUGAAGCUUGGAAAGACGCGCCCGUCCAAGGAUGAGCAUCGGAAACAAGACGAUCCGGCCGUUCUGGAAACAGAAGACCUGGACAGAAAGGCCAUGAGAUACGGAGCGGGCCUGGAGCCAGACACCGUCUCCCUGGCCUCUGUCACCGCUGUCACCACCAAUGUCUCCAACAAAAGGUCCAAGCCUGACAUCAGGAUGGAGCCGAGUGCCGGGAGACCCAUGGAUUACCAGGUCAGCGUCACCAUCAUCGAGGCCCGGCAGCUCGUGGGGCUCAACAUGGACCCCGUGGUGUGCGUGGAGGUGGGGGAGGAGAAGAAAUACACGUCCAUGAAGGAAUCCACCAACUGUCCUUACUACAACGAGUAUUUUGUCUUCGAUUUCCACGUCCCCCCCGACGUCAUGUUCGACAAGAUCAUCAAGCUCUCUGUGAUCCACUCCAAGAACCUCCUGCGGAGCGGGACGCUGGUGGGGUCCUUCAAGAUGGAUGUUGGGACCGUUUAUACCCAGCCUGAGCACCAGUUCUACCACAAAUGGGCCAUCCUGUCCGACCCCGAGGACCUCACGGCCGGCCUCAAGGGCUACCUCAAGUGUGACAUCGCCGUGGUGGGCAAGGGGGACAACAUCAAGACCCCACAUAAGGCCAACGAGACGGACGAGGAUGACAUCGAAGGGAACCUCCUGCUCCCGGACGGGGUCCCCGCGGAGCGGCAGUGGGCGCGGUUCUACAUCAAGAUCUACCGCGCCGAGGGGCUGCCGCGGAUGAACACCAGCAUCAUGGCCAACGUCAAGAAGGCCCUCAUCGGCGAGAACAAGGACCUGGUGGACCCCUACGUGCAGGUGGCCUUCGCGGGGCAGAAGGGAAAGACAUCCAUACAAAAGAGCAGCUACGAGCCCCUCUGGAACGAGCAGAUCAUCUUCACGGAGAUGUUUCCCCCGCUGUGCAAACGGAUCAAGAUCCAGAUCCGGGACUCAGACAAGGUCAAUGACGUGGCCAUCGGGACGCAUUUCAUCGAUCUGAGGAAGAUCUCCAACGAAGGGGACAAAGGUUUCCUGCCCACCUUCGGCCCCGCCUGGGUGAACAUGUACGGCUCCACCCGGAACUACACCCUGAUGGACGAGCACCAGGAGCUCAACGAGGGCCUGGGCGAGGGCGUCUCCUUCCGCGCCCGGCUCCUGCUGGGGCUGGCCGUGGAGAUCCUGGACACCACCAACCCCGAGAUCAACAGCUCCACCGAGGUGCAGGUGGAGCAGGCCACGGCCGUGGCUGACAACUGCAGCGGAAAGAUGGAGGAAUUCUUCCUCUUCGGAGCCUUCCUGGAGGCCACCAUGAUCGACAGGAAGAUUGGGGACAAACCCAUUAACUUCGAGGUCACCAUAGGUAACUAUGGCAACCAGGUGGACGGCUGCAGCAAACCCCUCCUGCGGAGGAAGAAAGAGGGAGGGGACGGGGACGAGGAGGAGUCAGAGCUGCUCCAGAAUUCCAGUGAGGAUGAAGGUGGUGAGGAUGGAGAGCUGGUUUCUGUUUCUUCAUCCCAGCCCAUGAAGCCCCUGGUCACAGACAGGAAUUACUUCCACCUGCCCUACCUGGAGAAGAAGCCCUGCAUCUACAUCCGGAGCUGGUGGCAGGACCAGCGGCGCCGGCUCUACAACGCCAACAUCAUGGACAAGAUCGCCGACAAGCUGGAGGAAGGGCUCAACGACGUGCAGGAGAUGAUCAAGACGGAGAAGCCGCACCCGGAGCGCCGGCUGCGGGGCGUCCUGGAGGAGCUGAGCAGUGGCUGCCUGCGCUUCCUGACCCUGGCUGACAAGGACCAGCACCACUCGUCCCGCACGAGGCUGGACCGGGAGAGGCUCAAAUCCUGCAUGCGGGAGCUGGAGAACAUGGCCCAGCAGGCCACGGCCCUGCGCUCCCAGGUGAAGAGGAACACCAUGAAGGACAAGCUGAAGCUGGUGCAGAACUUCCUGCAGAAGCUGCGGUUCCUGGCGGAUGAGCCCCAGCACACGAUUCCCGAUGUUUUCAUCUGGAUGAUGAGCAACAACAAGCGCAUCGCCUACGCGCGCAUCCCUUCCAAGGACAUCCUGUACUCCAUCGUGGACGAGGAGAUGGGCAAGGACUGCGCCAAAGUGAAGACGGUUUUCCUCAAGCUCCCCGGGAAGAGGGGCUUCGGCCCUGCUGGCUGGACAGUGCAGGCCAAGAUGGAGAUCUACCUGUGGCUGGGCCUCAACAAGCAGCGCAAGGACUUCCUGAGCGGCCUCCCCUGUGGCUUCGAGGAGAAGAAAAUCCCCCGAGGCCAAAACCUGCCCUCCUUCCCACCCAUCAGCCUCCUGUACACCAAGAAGCAGGUGUUCCAGCUGCGAGCCCACAUGUACCAAGCCAGGAGUCUGUUCGCAGCCGACAGCAGCGGCCUCUCGGAUCCCUUUGCGCGGGUCUUCUUCAUCUCCCAGAGCCAGUGCACCGAGGUUCUCAACGAGACCCUCUGCCCAACCUGGGACCAGCUCCUGGUGUUCGACAACGUGGAGCUGUACGGGGAAGCUCACGAGAUGCGGGAUGACCCCCCCAUCAUUGUCAUCGAGAUCUAUGACCAGGACACCGUGGGAAAAGCCGACUUCAUGGGCCGGACGUUCGCCAAGCCAGUGGUGAAGAUGUCGGACGAGCAGUACUGCCCGCCGCGCUUCCCGCCGCAGCUGGAAUAUUACCAGAUCUACCGCGGCAACGCCACGGCCGGGGACCUGCUGGCCGCCUUCGAGCUGCUCCAGAUCGGCCCUGGGGGUAAAUCAGACCUGCCCCCCAUCGACGGCCCCACAGACAUGGACCGAGGCCCCAUCCUGCCGGUGCCUCUGGGAAUUCGGCCAGUGCUGAGCAGAUACAGAGUGGAGAUCUUGUUCUGGGGGCUCAGGGACCUGAAGAGAGUGAACCUGGCCCAGGUGGACCGGCCCCGCGUGGACAUCGAGUGUGCCGGGAAGGGCGUCCAGUCUGCCCUGAUCCAGAACUACAAGAAAAACCCCAACUUCAGCACUUUGGUCAAGUGGUUCGAGGUGGACCUCCCGGAGAACGAGCUGCUGCACCCACCCCUGAACAUCCGCGUGGUGGACUGCCGCGCCUUCGGGCGCUACACCCUGGUGGGCUCCCACACCGUCAGCUCCCUCCGCAAGUUCAUCUACCGCCCGCCCGACAGGAAAGCCCAGCACUGGAACAUGGCAGGGGAGAUCGUUGUCAACAUGGAACCCGAGGUUCCCAUCAAGAAGAUGGACACGAUGGUGAAGCUGGAAGCCAAUUCUGACGCAGUGGUGAAGGUGGAUGUGACCGAGGAAGAGAAGGAGAAAAAGAAGAAGAAGAAGAAAGGAGGAGGAGGAGGUGGAGGUGGGGAGGAAGUGGAGGAGGAGGAGCCGGACGAGAGCAUGUUGGACUGGUGGUCCAAGUACUUCGCUUCCAUUGAGACGAUGAAGGAGCAACUCCGGCAGCAGGAGGCAGCCGUGGCAGAAGCAGAGGAGAAGGAAGAGAUGGAGAUCGGAGAGGGCUCCAAGGCUCAGGUGAAGAACAAGGACAAGGACAAGUCCAAGGCACCCAAGGAUGACAAGAAAAAGAAGCAGCAGCCUGUCCCUGAGCUCCCUGAGAAGAAGAACAAGCAGAAGAUCGAUGAGCUCAAGGUCUUCAACAAAGAGCUGGAAGCAGAGUUUGACAACUUUGAGGAUUGGCUGCACACCUUCAAUCUGCUCCGGGGGAAGAUCGGGGACAACGAUGACAACGCCACGGAGGAGGAGCGGAUAGUGGGGAGGUUCAAAGGCUCCAUGUGCGUCUACAAAGUGCCGCUCCCCGAUGAUGUCACCAAGGAGGCGGGGUAUGACCCCACCUUUGGGAUGUUCCAGGGGAUCCCCAGCAACGACCCCAUCAACGUGCUGGUCCGGGUCUACAUCGUGCGGGCCACGGACCUCCACCCGGCUGACAUCAACGGGAAAGCCGAUCCCUACAUCGCCAUCAAGCUGGGCAAGACGGACAUCAAGGACAAGGAGAAUUACAUCUCCAAGCAGCUGAACCCCGUCUUUGGGAAAUCCUUCGACAUCGAGGCCACCUUCCCCAUGGAGUCCAUGCUGACCGUGGCUGUGUACGACUGGGACCUGGUGGGCACCGACGACCUCAUCGGGGAGACCAAGAUCGACCUGGAGAAUCGCUUCUACAGCAAGCACCGAGCGACCUGCGGGGUGUCCCAGACCUACUCCAUCCACGGGUACAACACCUGGCGUGACCCCAUGAAGCCCUCCCAAAUCCUGUCCAAGCUGUGCAAAGAGGGAAAAGUGGAUGGGCCGCACUUCGGGCCAGGGGGAAGAGUGAAAGUUGCCAACAGGGUCUUCACGGGCCCCACAGAGAUCGAGGAUGAAAACGGCCAGAAGAAGCCGACGGACGAGCACCUGGCGCUGGCGGUGCUGCGGCACUGGGAGGACAUCCCGCGGGCCGGCUGCCGCCUCGUCCCCGAGCACGUGGAGACACGGCCGCUGCUCAACCCCGACAAGCCGGGCAUCGAGCAGGGCCGCCUGGAGAUGUGGGUGGACAUGUUCCCCAUGGAUAUGCCGGCACCCGGUCCUGCCAUCGAUAUUUCUCCCAGGAAACCAAAGAAGUACGAGCUCAGGGUGAUCGUGUGGAACACCGACGAGGUCAUCCUGGAGGACGACGACUACUUCACCGGCGAGAAGUCCAGCGACAUUUUUGUCAGGGGGUGGCUGAAGGGGCAGCAGGAGGACAAGCAGGACACAGAUGUCCAUUACCACUCCCUCACUGGUGAAGGCAACUUCAACUGGCGCUACAUCUUCCCCUUCGACUACCUGAUGGCCGAGGAGAAGAUCGUCAUCUCCAAGAAGGAGUCCAUGUUCUCCUGGGAUGAGACCGAGUACAAGAUCCCAGCCCGCCUCACCCUGCAGGUCUGGGACGCCGACCACUUCUCGGCUGAUGAUUUCCUGGGGGCCAUUGAGCUGGAUCUGAACCGCUUUCCCCGGGGAGCCAAGACUUCCAAGCAGUGCAGCCUGGAGAUGGUGACCAACGAGGCCGAGCUGCCCAUGAUCUCCAUCUUCAAGCAGAAGAGGGUCAAGGGCUGGUGGCCGUUUGUGGCCAGAGACGAGAACGAUGAGCUGGAGAUCACCGGCAAAGUCGAGGCCGAGCUGCACCUUCUGACAGCAGAGGAGGCCGAGAAAUCCCCCGCUGGGCUGGCUCGGAAUGAGCCGGAUCCCCUGGAGAAACCCAACCGCCCAGACACGUCGUUCAUCUGGUUCCUGAACCCACUCAAGUCCAUCAAAUACCUCAUCUGUACCCGCUACAAGUGGCUCAUCAUCAAGAUCGUGCUGGCCCUGCUGCUCCUCAUCAUGGUGGCCCUGUUCCUCUACAGCAUGCCGGGAUACAUGGUCAAGAAGCUGCUGGGAGCAUGAAGAGCAGGAACCUCUCUUGUGUCUCCAGCCCCUUGCACAACCUCCCCAGCUCCGUGUCCUUCUCCUCCCCGUGACCUAUGGGCAGCCCUGGGGGCAUCUCCUCCCUGCUGCUGGGUCUCUCCUUUGCAUUCCUUCUCUUCGGGUCCCAUUCAGCCUUUGGUCCCAGGGAAAUGGGGUGGGAGCACAGCACAGAUCCCCACACUCUGCAUCCCACACCAGGGCUGGGAGAGGUGUCCAGCUGCCUCCUAGGGGAGUCUCCGAGGCCUCUGCCUGUUGGGGUGUGGCUGGUGCCUUCCUGGGAAUCAGGGGAAGGAGAGGGGAGCUGGGUCUGCAUCAUUGGAGGUGUGAAAGUGCUGCAGGAAGGCUCCUGAGAGGAAUGUUCAGAAUCCAGGAUGGAGCAGCUGGGGACGUCCCAGCCCCACCAGAGUGAGGGCACAGAGCAUCCGCAGUGCCUGUCCACACUGCCAGCACUGUUCCUGCUCCACUCGGAGCUCUGGAGGUCACAUUCCCUGGAACAGGGAUCUGUCCUACCUCAGGAAUGCUUGACACGGUGCCCCAGCAGGCCCUGCAGAGAGCCCUGGGACAGCUCCCAUGGCUCCGGCAGGGACUUGGACAUGUCCCACAGCUCAAACGUCUUCCCAAGAUCACCCACCCAGAGGUGGCUGUGGCUGGACAUCCCCAGGGCUCCCAGAUCCUCUGACACAGUGUGAGCUCCCGGUGUCCUUCUGGAUUAUCUGUGUAUUUUGUUUGGCUUGGUAAUUCUUGUGGCUGGAGUCUUUCUGGCCGUGUGUCCUUGGGAAGAGCCCUUUCCUCAGCUCUCCAUGAUAUCCAGCUGCUGCAGAGCCGCCUUUCUCAGCUCCCAGUGUGCAAGUCCCCCACUGAAGAAUUGAGGACAUCUCAGAGAUGUUUUAAUGAGGAUAUUACUGUUCCAAUCAGUCAAUAAAAUCCAGCUUUCACAUCUGGGUUCUUGUGAUAGUGGGUGUUGUGGUUUGACACUGGCCAAACGCCAGGCACCUACGAAAGCUGUUCCUUAAAAAAAAAAAGAAAAUCAGCAAAGGGUUGAUGAGCUGAGACGAGGAUUGGGAGAAAAAUGCUCUAAGGGCAAGACAGGUUCAAAUUUAAAGGUAGAAAGUAAAUUUAUUUUUAAGAGAGUUCUCGAGCUGCUCAUGGGUUGAGAAUCAUAAAAGGCCAAGAGCAUUUUCUGGUUAUUACAAAGUUGUUCAUUAUAUAUAUGCAUCAGUCUUGAAGGCAAGAGUUCUGAACAUGGGAUCUUACUAAAAGUUAUAAAGCUUUAUAAGUCCCAGUGGGGUGUAACAGCAAAUUGAUAGAGAGUCCUGACCACAGGGAAGAACAAACUGACAAAGGGUCCCAUCCAUAGGGAAAAGACAGAUGGACAAGGGGUCCCAGCCACAGGGAGAGGCAGCUGGACAAGGGGUCCCGGCCACAAGGG
Messenger RNA from Prinia subflava (tawny-flanked prinia), 7885 nucleotides. It is a transcript of the gene OTOF, whose product is annotated as otoferlin. Gene Ontology annotation, biological process: synaptic vesicle priming; plasma membrane organization. Bases 199 to 6435 code for a protein of 2078 amino acids. The transcript has 52 exons. Lineage: Eukaryota; Metazoa; Chordata; Aves; Passeriformes; Cisticolidae. Gene Ontology annotation, molecular function: calcium ion binding; AP-2 adaptor complex binding. Gene Ontology annotation, cellular component: synaptic vesicle membrane; presynaptic active zone membrane. The record is from RefSeq and is a predicted model, not a curated record.